Messenger RNA from Ambispora gerdemannii, 918 nucleotides. Lineage: Eukaryota; Fungi; Glomeromycota; Glomeromycetes; Archaeosporales; Ambisporaceae. The record is from the annotation of a GenBank genome assembly.
AUGUCUAAUUCACCAACAUAUAAUGGUAAUCAUUCCAGUCGUCGCUUCUCGGGUAAAGGCGAACAAUCAAUUUUCCUUGGAGCAGCUUCGUCAGGAAAAUUACAUCUUUUGGAUAAGAAUCAUGAUAAUCGUAUUAUCUGGCUGUUAUUUGCUGCACCGGUAAUGGCGUUGUUAUUUAUGAUCUUGCCGGCAAUUGUAGAGCUUCAUGGUGUUGGCGCCGAUAUUUAUCGUUUUAUUGAACCAUUAAUUGGAAUACCUUUAAACUUCUUUAUAUUGGUAUCAGCUGAAGUAUUUGUUGACUAUUCAGAACAUGAACGAAAAUUUUUGUUCACUAUAACAGAAAAAGGAUUUUGUAGUUUCUUGUUUACAAUUGGUGCUGCGCUUUACGCACAAGGUGCUGGAAUGCAUUCAACAGCAAUCAUAGCCAAAGAUAAAAUCCAAGACCUUAUUACUGAAAACCCAAAUAUUACAUCUCAAUUUCCUGCUAUUAAUUCCACUUUGGAGUAUAUGGAAACAGACUUGGAGCAUGUGGCUGGGUAUUAUAUUUAUGCAACAGGAGCAGCAAUCAUAACUUGGGCACACUUGCUUGCUUACAGACGUCAAAGACAUGACGAAAUCAGUAACGUCAUAAGCUUCAUCGCAUUCUUUCUCGGCUCGUUUUUCUACGCGGUUCUAUUGACCAGCGUGGCAAUCGAGUUCCCUAAAGGCACACUGGUCGGUCUGAUCUACGUGUUGGCGCUCGGAGUCCCGUUAUUAGCAUUUAUGCUGAAAUCUGGUCAGUUGUUUAGUAAGGGUCGUCGUUUGGUCCCACAGUAUUAUACGCUGAGCUAUGGAUUGGCCCUGAUAAUGAUUGUUAUUUGGGUUGCUGUUAAUGGUGGAUUUGUAGAUAGAAGGCAAGCUGGGUGGUUUGAUCACUAG